ACGCGCAUGCGCAGUAGAAUCCGAGUUAGUUAUAGAAGAUGUCAUUCGCCAGAAGACUGCUCAUAAACGCACCUAGAUCAGCGUCAUUUCAACUUCUCAAAGUUCAUACAGCGAGAUGUCAAGCUCCUCUCAGCCGCACUGCGCAUGCGCGCUACAGCAGCAACCCGCAGCUAGACUCCGCCAUCCCAGCUGAGGAGCUUCUUCUCAGUCAAUCCUGUGUCAAGAGGCUUGCUGAGAUUCUGGAUAAGGGACAGUAUCUGAGGAUAGCAGUGGAGGGAGGAGGAUGUUCAGGAUUCCAGUAUAAAUUCGCAGUGGACGCUGUUAGAAAUGAAGAUGACAGAGUGUUUGAGAAGAAUGGUGUUGGGGUCAUAAUCGACCAGGACAGUCUGGAGUUUGUGAAGGGAUCCACUCUAGACUUCAGUCAGGAGCUCAUCCGCUCUUCUUUCCAGGUGUUGAAGAACCCACAGGCUGAACAUGGCUGCUCGUGCGGCUCGUCCUUCUCCGUGAAGCUCUGAGACUCUCCAGUUCAUCAAGCUGUUAAUGCAUGCCGCCUAUGUGCUUCUUUAAAAUCAGCCAGAAGCUUAGGAAUUUGCUAAUAACGUGAGCGAUUCUGAUGUUUGAACUUAUGAGCACUGAUCAGAUUCAGAAAUCAGAACCUACAGAUGUUACUUUAGUGUGUUGUGUAUAUAAUGGAGAUUGUACAUAUAUUUCUAAUAAAGUUAUAAGAUGAUA
Pimephales promelas (fathead minnow) is the source of this 732-nucleotide messenger RNA. RefSeq names its product iron-sulfur cluster assembly 2 (gene isca2). Gene Ontology annotation, biological process: iron-sulfur cluster assembly. Gene Ontology annotation, molecular function: iron ion binding; 2 iron, 2 sulfur cluster binding; 4 iron, 4 sulfur cluster binding. The record is from RefSeq and is a predicted model, not a curated record. Gene Ontology annotation, cellular component: mitochondrion. NCBI's taxonomy places the organism in Eukaryota, Metazoa, Chordata, Actinopteri, Cypriniformes, Leuciscidae.